AAAACCGGUCGGAAACUCCUCUUAACCUUUAAACUACUGCAGUGUUAUCAGUUGAAAACCUCCUGUCAAAACACGCCAAACAAUGUGGGUUUGGUGCAUAUCGAUGACAAGUACUGAUUCUGUUCAAGUUGUUCAUCUGUGGGCUAUAUAUACCACCGCCAGAUCUCGCGCUAGGAGCUGGCUGAGCUCCUUAGUCACGACGCCAAGUACUACGCCAAUGCAUACGCCCCCUCCCCAUUAA
Molecule: messenger RNA, 241 nt
Organism: Laccaria bicolor S238N-H82
Lineage: Eukaryota; Fungi; Basidiomycota; Agaricomycetes; Agaricales; Hydnangiaceae
Exons: 1
Coding region: 83-241 (52 amino acids)
Source: RefSeq, a predicted model, not a curated record